This is a messenger RNA of Melampsora larici-populina 98AG31, 333 nucleotides long. RefSeq lists its product as uncharacterized. The transcript has 5 exons. Gene Ontology annotation, cellular component: U12-type spliceosomal complex; U2 snRNP; precatalytic spliceosome. Lineage: Eukaryota; Fungi; Basidiomycota; Pucciniomycetes; Pucciniales; Melampsoraceae. The record is from RefSeq and is a predicted model, not a curated record. Gene Ontology annotation, biological process: mRNA splicing, via spliceosome. Bases 1 to 333 code for a protein of 110 amino acids.
AUGUCAAAACAUCAUCCUGAUUUAAUUCAAUGUCGUAAACAAUCUGGUAUAGCCAUUGGAAGGAUGUGUGAAAAAUGUGAUGGGAAAUGUCCGAUUUGUGAUUCUUAUGUUAGACCUCAAACUUUAGUUAGGAUUUGUGAUGAAUGUAACUUUGGUACUUAUGGUGGAAGAUGUAUUAUUUGUGGUAGUCCUGGUAUUAGUGAUGCUUAUUAUUGUGCGGAGUGUACGAGGUUGGAGAAAGAUCGGGAUGGGUGUCCUAAGAUCGUUAACUUGGGUGCAAGUCGGACGGAUCUAUUUUACGAAAGGAAAAGACUUGGGUUUCAAAAAGGAUGA